Molecule: messenger RNA, 2271 nt
Organism: Marasmius oreades (fairy-ring Marasmius)
Lineage: Eukaryota; Fungi; Basidiomycota; Agaricomycetes; Agaricales; Marasmiaceae
Exons: 4
Coding region: 1-2271 (756 amino acids)
Source: RefSeq, a predicted model, not a curated record
AUGUCGUCGCCGCCUCCGUUUCUGCCUUCACCGACCAAUCAUAUGUUCAAUGAAAUGCAGUAUUCCACGAUAAAUGGCGGAGAGUUCUACAACGUGGGCCGUGACCUCGUUCGAAAUUUCCAUGCUACGGCCGCCAACCCACAUAAAACGCUAUGGGAUGCAAUCGCUGGCGUUGGAGCUUCCUACAAUUCUGCCUUGCAGUUUGACCGCGGCAGCUGUCUGUCUGGGACCCGAGAAGCAGUUUUACGAGAUAUCCAUGAAUGGAGCAUCUCAGGAAGAGAUUCUCCACCCGUAUGCUGGCUUUCGGGAACUGCAGGUGUAGGAAAGUCGGCCAUCGCGUUGACAGUUGCCAAGUCACGCGCCAAAAACAAUGGACUUGCAGCCUCUUUUUUCUUCUUCAGAUCCGACCCCAAGCGCAACAACCCUUCCUUCCUCAUCCUGACGCUUGCGCACAGUCUUGUUACCACAAGGCCAUCGCUACGCCGUAUCAUUCAUGACAAGAUCGCCGCCGAUCCCAGGAUCUUGGAAGCCACUUUGGAACAUCAAUUUACAGAGCUCAUUGUCUCUCCAUUACAGGAAAGGAGAUGGUGGAGACGUCUGCAGGAACGACUAUUGCCUCAGUUGGUUCAACCCAAUCUCGUCAUUAUUGACGGCCUGGACGAGUGCAAGGACAGCGACACCCAGUUGCGACUUAUCUCCAUACUAACAUCUGCCUAUCAACAAUUCCCUCAUUUCCCUCUGCGACUUCUGAUCUGUAGCCGUCCUGAAUCAUGGAUUCGAGAGGCCUUCAAUCUCCCAAACAAUCAUAUCCUCACUAAACACAUAAAGUUGGAUGAUUCCUAUUUGCCGAACAAAGACAUUGAACAGUACUUUUGCAGGGAGUUCACCAGCAUUCGCACAAACACCAAAUACUCCCAGGUUGAAUUUCCUAACCCAUGGCCUUCCGAAGCUGACAUUCACCGUUUGGUUUACAAUGCUUCAGCCCAAUUUAUUUAUGCGGUGACUGCAAUGAAAGUUGUGAAAACGGAAUUCUCACACCCUAUUGAACAGCUUCAAAUAAUCCUUGAUCAUCCAUCCAAUCAAAUCUCUCUGGAAUCUCCAUUUCCUGAGCUCGACAACCUUUAUCAUAUAAUACUUUCUGCCAAUCCUAGACGAGACAAGCUUCUCUCUAUCCUUAGUGCAAUUCUUCUACUGCCAGAGGAAGCCAAAACCCCAAAGUUUAUUGAAUUAUUGCUUGGAUUCUCCCAUGGAGAAGUUGACCUGUCAUUGCGAGGAAUGCACUCAGUACUCGACAUUUGCGGCGCGACGGACGAUAUUCGAGUUUAUCACACUUCCUUCACUGAUUACCUCUGCACCAAGUCUCGAUCUGCCGAGUUCUACAUUGAUGAGCCUUGGCAACGUGAUUUCCUUGCUUGUCGAUGGCUCACCACUCUUGAUCAACAGGCAAAGAGCUUACAUUACUGGAUCUCUUUGCGAGAAUGCGGCAACUUUUGCUCCACUGUGAAACAGCCGAGCGAGCAAUUGCUGUAUGAACUUGGAUCUCUUGAUCUGCUCAGCCUUAUUGUUGCUACUGGUGUCAAUCUGCAAGUUGAAAGCCUGAUGCGUGGGUCAUGCCAGCGGUGGGCCUUAUUAUUCCGUUGCUUUCAAACCAUCGCUUCCUGGUUGAAUCAAGAGGGUGUCGAUCCACAAAUCAUUGAACACUUUGUAGAUGUCCAGGAUCGUAUCCAGGUGAACCCCUCACUGGAUGAAGAAACUCGAAGUGACCUUGAAAGCUGGAUAAUUCUCAAUGUCACUUGUUGCAGGUGGAGAUGUCCGGUGACAGACUCCAUUGAUGCCUCAGUGGCAAAAUUGUUUGCUGGUGUGCAGAAUACCGAGUCUUCCUCAGGUCCUCUUUCAUUAGCUGGGCCUACUAGUACUCCAGGUGUCUGCAUUGACAUUCCAUAUGGUUGCUUUCAGACUGUGAAGCACCUGUGCUAUGAUCUAGAAAUUUUAAUGGCAAGAUUUCAAAAGUUGGAAGCAGGUGACAAAGACAUCAAGUUGGAACUGUGGGGAAUAAGGAUGACUGUUUACAAUCUACUGUGUUCGACACUACUGACAUUCUGUCAUCCUCAACCUGAACUUCUCUCUAUACUCUGUACAAUCUCUGAGGUGGGGAAGAUGUUAUCAAAUAUUCAUUCAACACAGUUUUAUGCACAGAAGAAGGAACAUCGAGAUGAGCUACUGUCAUGGUGCAAGGUACUUACCUCUUCCCCUAUACUCUCUGUCAUCUGA